Molecule: messenger RNA, 5802 nt
Organism: Closterium sp. Naga37s-1
Lineage: Eukaryota; Viridiplantae; Streptophyta; Zygnematophyceae; Desmidiales; Closteriaceae
Source: the annotation of a GenBank genome assembly
AUGUUUUCCCCCUUCUGGACAACAUGUUUCUCCCCUUCCCUCCCCCCUUCCCCCUCCCCUUUCCCCCCUCUCCCCCCAACCUUCUGUCCCCCACCUCCCCCACCCCCCUCCCCCUCCCCACCCCCCAACCCCCGCUGCCUGCCCACGCUGCCGGACUAUGUUUGGGCUGGAGUGUGUCUGGGUGCGUCUGGAGACGCUGCAAUCCGGACCGUGUUUGGGGUGCGACCUGAGACGUUACAGUGUUCACACGACUUGGAGGGCAACCAGGUGCCGGACAUCCUGCUGCAGCUGCAGGCGAUGCUCUACGGCAAGAACGGGCUGCAGACGGAGGGCAUAUUCCGAGUGGCAGCACAGAACGACCAUGAGGACUGGAUACGAGAACAGGUCAACCUGGGUCUGGUGCCGCUCAACAUCGACGUGCAUGCCAUCGCAGGCCUCAUCAAGGCAUGGUUCCGUGAGCUGCCGGAAGGCUUAUUGGACCGCCUUAAGCCAGAGAAAGUAGCGGCGGCGGAGAGGGAGGAGCAGAUGCUGGCGCUGAUAGCCACUCUGCCCGCCCUGCAGGCCGGCAUGCUGGACUGGGUGGUGGGGCUCAUGGCGGACGUGGUGCAGCACGAGGCGAGCAACAAGAUGAACGCUCAUAACAUUGCUGUUGUAUUCGCUCCAAAUAUGACCCAGAUCGUGGAUCCUCUCAUCGGCUUCCAGCACGUCAUCAAGCUCAUGGACCUCCUCAGAGCGCUCACAGUGCUGCGACAUGUGAUCAAGCUCAUGGACCUGCUCAGAGCGCUCGUGCAACGGAAGAUCAAGCAGCGCCUCGAUAACCCCCCUCCACCCGCCGCUCCUCUCCCGGAUCAACUAGCACAGAAUGGGGCGGAGGAGGCUGAGGGGGAGGGGAAGGAGGAGGGGGGGGAGGAGGAGGGGCAGGUGCAGCACGGUUCAGGCAGCUGUGGUGACUUUUUGGGUAAUGGUGUGCAUGAAGAGAACAGGCAGCAUGAGGAGGAGGAGAGGGAGGGGGAGGAGGUGUCUUCAGAUGAGUGCACAACACCACUGGCCGAAAACGACCCCCACACGCCCAUUGCCAGACCUCUACUUCCCGAGCCUCUCCUUCCCGAGCCUCUCCUUCCCGACCACCUUCUUCCCGGACCUCUUGCUGAGCCUCCGUUUGGUUCUCCUAGCAGAAUGGGAGAGAGGAGAGGCGGAGGAGGAGUGGAGGGAGGUGGGGCGGUGGAAGGAAGAGAGAGAAGAGGGCGACCUAGCAAAGGGAGAGGGGCAGGGCGAGGGGGGAGAGGAGUCGGACGAGGUUCAGAGGGAGCAAGAGCGGCAGAGGGAGUUACAGGAGGGGCAGGAGUUGCAGGGAGUCGGUUACCUGUUCCUGUGUGCAGGAGUGAGGAGGUACGGGGCUCAACGAUUAUGCUGGACAACAGGCUGGGUUCGAGAACAGGCGAUGGGCUAGAACUGGGAGGGGAGAAUAGACUGGUUGGUGGCGGUAGCUGGGAGGAGGUGAGCAGAGCAGUGACUACAGGGGAGGAGGCAAUAGGAGCUGGCAUGAAGGAGUUUCACGGGCGGCACCAGCAGGAACAGCAGCAGAAGCAGCGGCGGCUGAUGGGAGAUGGACAGGGGGGGACAGGAGGAAUGGAUGAGGGGAGCAGUGGCAGCGAGGGGGAGGCAGUGGUGUGCCAUGGCUGGGACAUGAUGCCCGGUGUGCAAGGCACUUCGGUUUCGGUUUCCACCAGUGGCGGCGAUUCCCCUCACCUAGUGCUGCCCUUGCAGCAGCAGCAGCAGCAGCAGCAGCAGCAGCAACGGCAACGGCACCUGCAGCAGCCGCAGCAGCAGCAGUCGUUUCAGCCGGCGUGGAAGCAGCGCGGUGCAGAGCGGUGCAGCACGUUGAGCAUGGAGUGCGGGCUGAGCAUGGACGGCAGCAGCAGCAUGUUCAGUCCACACGGCGGGGGCGUGCUGAGUCCCUGUGAAAGCAUAGACAGCCCGGGGGGGGUCCUCGCCACACCAGUGGGUGUGGGCCCCACAGGGGGGGGAUACAUGCAGGGGGGAGCUGCAGCUUCUGCUUCUGCUGCUGAUGAUCCUGCCUUCUUCCUGAGAUUUCGCAGCGAUGCACGGGAGCAGCAGGGGUUUCCCCCUCAGGCACCUCAGCAGGCGAUCCUGCCUGCCGCCCCCCCUGUUGGGGGGACUGUUGGCCUCUACGCACGGGCGCAUGCAGCUGCCGCUGCUGCUUCCCCUGCUUCUGCCCCUGCUGCUGCGCUUGGUUUGGUUUCCUCAGCAGCAGGCAGUGCGGCCUCUUCGCCCACUGCACCAAGCCUUGCAGCAAGCCCUGCUGCCUCCUCUCCCACCACCGCCACCACCGCCACCCCCAGUCCAGCAGGCGAGAGGCGGCACGGGGGGCACAAGGGCAGCUUUAAGAGUGACCUGUGGUCGAGGCGAAAGGGGCCUGCAGUGCCCAACUCCCGCCUCUCCCUCCCUGCUGCUGCCUCCCCCUCUGCUGCUGCUGCUUGUGCCAGCGAUGGUGCCAGCCCUGCUUGCGCCAAUGUUUCUCGCACUGCUAGCAGCGAUGCUGCUGCAGCAGCUGCCACUGACAGCGGUGGCCUCACACCCAACACUCCCCUCACACCCACCCCUCCCUCCCGUCCGCUCAAAGACCCCUCCUCCCAUUCCGCUCCCCUGCGCUCGCCUCUGCUGGGCCGCAGACGAGGGUACCGAGAGAAGAAGAACUCUCCAGGGCACAAGCAGCAGCAGCAGCAGCAGCAGCAGCAGCAAGCAGUGCUGGCAUCAGCAUCAUCACCAGCAGCAGCUGGGGCGGCAACAGCAUCAGGCGCAGGUGAUUUGGCCCCUGCAGUGACCCCCCGGUCGCUCCUCUCCCUCACAGCCUCAGCAUCGUUGGGGUUUGGUGCUGUUCCUGGCACUCCCCCUUCCGAGUCUCCUCACAACCCGGCAGUCACCCCGCGGUCGUUUCUCUCCCGCCAGUUCCCAGGAGGAAAACACAAGUCGGAGGGGGGAGCGGAGAGGAGAGACGGGGGAGAGCGGGAUGAGGGGCGAGAAGGAGGAGAAGGGAGAGAAGGGAGAGAAGGGAGGGAGGGGCAUGAGCAUCAUUUGCAGCACUCUAGGCUGAUGGUGGUGGAUGAAAGCUCAGGCAACCACGUGGGGGAAUCAGGAGCCAUGCCCGGGCCCAUUAAAGGGCACAUUGGAGGGCACAUUGAAGGGGGGGCGUUUCCAGAACCAGGUGGCGUGCUUUCGAGUCGACUCAAAAGCAGGGAAUCAGGAGCCAUUCCAGGGCACAUAGAAGGGGGGGCAAUUUUUGAGACGUCUCAAAACUCAGGAGCCAUUCCUCCAGGGCACAUAGAAGGGGGGGCGUUUCCAGAAGCAGGUGGCGUGGUUGGUCGAGACGGGGAGGGAGGGGCUUGUGCUGUUUCUCAAUCUGGUUCUGUUCCCCACGUUGGUUCUGUGUCUCAAGCUGGUUCUGUCCCUCGGUUGCCGACUAGCUGGUCUGACACGCAGUGCGCUUUCGAGAGCUCUCAAGACCACUCUCCCCUGGGGUAUGAGAUGCAGCAGCAGCAGCAGCAGCAGCAGCAGCAGCAGCAGCAGCAGCAGCAGCAGCAGCAGCAGCAGCAGCAGCAGCAGCAGCAGCAGCAGCAGCAGCAGCAGCAGCAGCAGCAGCAGCAGCAGCAGCAGCAGCAGCAGCAGCAGCAGCAAUUGCAGCAGCAGCAGAUGCAAUGGGGUGACAGCAGCACGGGGAAUUCGGGAGAGCAAACGGGUGAAGCGGAGGGAGCAGGAGGAACAGGAUGGGCGUCAGUAGGAGCAGCAAAACCAGCACCGGGAGGGGCAACGCCAACAGGAGGGCGGCCAAAGUCGAGUGGGGGGUGGCGAAGGGGGUGGUCUGGGCCUCACGGGGUGGCAGGGGUGGGUAAGGGCAUGCACCUGCUCAGCCCACACAGGGGCGAUGCACCAAGAAAAGGGCAUUGGGAUUCCGCUGCCGCUGCCGCUGCCGCUGCCGCCGCUGCUGCCACAGCUGCUGCUGCUGCCGCUACUGCUAGUGUUGGUGCUGGUGCUACUGCUAGUGCUGCUGCUGCUGGUGCUGCUGCUACUGCUAGUGCUGCUGCUGCUGCUGCUGCUGGUGCUGCUAACGAGAAUGCCACUGCUGGCAGUGGUGCGAACCCAGGUGGUUCGGCCAGCAGGGGCGGCCGAACGAAGCUAGGAGCAGCAGGGUCGGGGCUAGCAGCAGCGAUGAAAACUUCCAUGAAAACAUCAAUGAAGGCCCUGGCCCCUCUAGCUCCCACCAAGACCUGGGCUUCAGGCAUGGGCGAUAUGUUUGGGGCCAAAUCCCCCCGUGCUCUCCUCUCCCCGCAUUCUCUCCUCUCCCCUCGUGGCUUCCUCUCCCCUGGCGGUUUCCGCUCCCCUCGCCCCUCUGGCCAUGGGGAGAGCAUGGAUCGGGGGAACGGGGGAGAUGAGGGGGGUGGCGGGGAUGGGAGGGACAGAGGAUAUGGGGGAAGUAGGGUGGAUAGGACUGGCAAGGCGGGUUUUUCAAGAGGGGAAGAGGGGAAGGGAGGGAGAGAGGAGGGAAGAGAGGAGGGAAGAGAGGAGGGAAGAGAGGAGGAUGGGGAGGAGUGGCGAUUCCCGGCCGAACGGGCGUCUCUCGACUUGCCUGUCAAAUCCCCAAGGGCAUUUCGGAAACUAACUCGGAGGUCGAGCGGGUUUCAGCUGCCGACGCGGGCAGCAGUAGCAGCAGCCAUGACCCUCCCCUCCUCCCUCUCCAUGAAAGAACGGCGCUCCGAAUCCUCAACACCCGCCAUGUUCUCCCUUCCUCCCUCCGCCUCUCUCUCGUCUGCCUCCUCCACUGCCUCUCCUUCCUCUGCAAGGCCCCCGUGGGGCUCUGGGUCCAUGCAGGAACGGCCCCAGCACCUGCAGCAGCAGCAGCGCCUGGCGCAGGCUCGGCAGCAGGAGGUUCGGCAACCGGAGGCUCGGCAGUCGGGCCUCGCCCAGGCACCGCAGGAGGGUCGGAUGCGGCAGGCUCGGAAGGGGAAGGUGCAGCUGCCUCGGGCUAUUUCAGCGGAUCAGUAUCAGCAGCACGAUGGGAGGGAGUUCUUUCAAGAACAGCUAUCGCUGCAGCAACAGCACCUUCAGCAGCAGCAGGAACAGCUGCAGCAGCAACAGCAGCAACAGCAGCAGCAGCAGCAGCAAGAACAGGUGCAGCAGCAACAGCAGCAGCAGCAGCAGCAAGAACAGGUGCAGCAGCAACAGCAGGAGAAGCAGCAGCAGUGGGUUCCUCUAGAGAAGGCAAGCAGUGCGAGUGCAGCACUAGCAGCAUGGGCCAAGCGGUCAAAGCAAGGGGGGCAGAGGCAGGGGAAUGCACGGAGAGAGGCGAUCAGUGGUGGUGCUGCUGACGCUGGCAGCGGUGGAGGUGGGUGGCAUGGUUUGCCUCGUAGCGUGUCGGUGGAUGUAGUGACACAAGGCAUGGCCUCCCAGGCAGCACCACUCGGGGCAAGCCCUGGAGCAGGAGGAGGAGGGAGAGGGGGAGGAGGAGGAGGGGGAGCAGGAGGAGCAGGAGGAGGAGCAGGAGGAGGAGCAGGAACAGCAGGAGGAAUUGGAGUGGGAAGGGCUCGAGGCCCGGCUCGGGCCAAGGCUCCAGGCCUGGGUCGAGGCCUGGAUCCAGGUCCGGUUCCAGGCCUGGGUCAUCCCACGGGAUUGGGAGAAGUCAGUCUGGUUCGGUUCCGAGCCAAGAUGCUUCCUUGGCUGCUGGUGCUGCUGCUACGGCCUUUACUGAAGGAUUACCGAGCGAGAGUAGAAUGGGGUCUGGUGUAA